AUGGUUCACCAAAAUCCAAUAUUUGGUGCCCUUUACUGCGAGGAGGAGCGCUUCAACGACGACAACAGCGAGUCCAUAAUCGAGGAUCUCACCGAGAUUCAAAAAUCCCCUUAUGCUAUUUUGCUUGAAUCCGACUUUUUAUGGGAGGAAGAAGAGCUUAAAAACCUUUUAUUCAAGGAAAAAAAUGAAUCCCCUCUGAAAUCGGCGAGGAGCGAGGCGUUUAGCUGGAUGCUGAAGGUGAUUCGGCGCUACGGCUUCAACGCCGCGACCGCCACCAGAUUUGUCACCAACCGCUGCUUUCAGAGGGAGAAGCCAUGGAUGAGUUGGCUGUCGUCGCGUCUCUCUUUAACUGCCAAAGUGAAGGAGACUCAAGUGCCGAUGAGUCUUUUUUUUGGAGUCAACCACCCAAAUCCUUUAUUUUUAUUAAUGCACAGUAAAAAUGAGAUAAGAGAAGCAAAGGAGUCAGUGCUUGUUGCGUUUUACAGACCGUCUGCCCCCAAGGCUUCGUCCAACCACGCGCUCGCAAGGGAUGGUUGCAACCUUCCUCCUUCACUAAGUGCCGACGUAUAA
Molecule: messenger RNA, 570 nt
Organism: Salvia miltiorrhiza (redroot sage)
Lineage: Eukaryota; Viridiplantae; Streptophyta; Magnoliopsida; Lamiales; Lamiaceae
Product: cyclin-D3-1-like
Exons: 2
Coding region: 1-570 (189 amino acids)
Source: RefSeq, a predicted model, not a curated record